Messenger RNA from Acanthoscelides obtectus, 669 nucleotides. Lineage: Eukaryota; Metazoa; Arthropoda; Insecta; Coleoptera; Chrysomelidae. The record is from the annotation of a GenBank genome assembly.
GGCAUAACCACAUGUAGGCAUAUUGAAUACCGCAUGUAAGUAUCAUCUACAUAUGUCCAAUGUUCCUUCAACUGAAGAUGAAUGGCUUGAAAUAGCUAAAGAUUUUGAAAAUCAGUGGCCGUCUCUUGAAGGGAAGCAUCUGCAAAUCCAGUGUCCAGGGAAUAGUGGUAGUUCCUUCUAUAAUUACAAAGGAACGAAAACCGAUAGCAGUGAAGCCAGAUACUACAGAGGCACUAGUUUUAACUUGCACUUACAUGCAUAACUUUUUAAGAAGAAAUGCUGUUGCCAAAAAGAAAUAUUCUCCACUAGGAACAUUCGAUAUCGAAAAUGUAGAUACGGGAGAAAUAACACCAGGUAUUUGAAGAAGAGAUACCGCUCGUGAUACAGGCAUAAUCAGUUUUAGGAAAAUUUCACGUAAAGUCGGAAAUGAUGCGAAGGUAAUCAGAGAAGAAUUUAUGAACUACUUUGUAUCAAACGAAGGCAGUGUUACAUGGCAAGAAACAUUUGCCAACAAGUAGUUUACAUUUGUAAACCAGCAAUAGUAAAUACAGAAUUAUAAUACCGUAAUAAAAUGUUCACUCUGUCCUAAAAUAUUCUUAUUUCAUAGAAAAACCAACUAUGUAGUAAAUAUUUACAGUUGAUUGUAUUUCAGAAUGCCAUAUUAAAAAC